UGAGCGCCAUAGUCGAACCAGCAAAUAAGGCAUGAAAGGAAUCAGUAAACCACUUUUCACUACUCUCUCUCUCACCUCAAAGCUCCUUUCCACUUCGAAACUCUCGAAACCCACCAAGCUUUUGCCGUCUCUUACUGCACCUUUCUCUUCCGCCGCCAGGCCUGGAAUUAAAGACCCAGAAACCCCACCAACUCCCAACAAAAGGGACUCUCUAAUUCUCGAGCAAUUCAAGCUCAGGAAACUUAAGGGCACUGUAAAUGCUGACCCGCAAAGCAAACGGCGGACACCGGUAUCGACGCCUAGUUCUACAGGUUUUGAGAAAGCUGGGGGAUGCAGUGAUGUUGUUUUGGAGAGUGAGAACUGUAGACCUGCAAAGGUGGUUUCCAGUUUCCAAGAACUGGGGUUGAGAGAGGAGAUAAUCGAUGGUUUAAAGGAAAUGGGUAUUUGGGUUCCGAGUGAGAUUCAGUGUGUUGGGAUCCCUGCUGUUUUGGAUGGAAAGAGUGUUGUAUUGAGUUCUGAAUCUGGGUCUGGCAAGACUCUGGCUUAUUUGCUGCCACUCCUUCAGCUACUUAGACAAGAUGAGGCAAUAGUUAGCAUGAGGCCCAAGCAUCCUCGAGCAAUUGUGUUGUGCACCACGGAAGAGCUAUCUGAUGAGGGUUUCCGUGUGGCGAAGUUUAUCAGUGAUUAUGCGAAACUAAAAUCUACAAAGAAAAACGAUAAUGACAAGUCAAAGGAUCCCGAGUAUCUGUUGAAUGCCCCAAUCGGAAUGCUAAUUGGUACACCUAGUGAGAUUCUACAACACAUAGAGGAAGGCAAUGUGGUCUGUGAUGACAUAAAGUACUUGGUACUGGAUGAGGCUGAUGCAAUGUUAAGCCAUGGGUUUCAUCGUGAAACUAGAAAGAUUUUAAACUCAUUAAGGGAUCAUGGAAGACUGCAAACUGUGCUAGUUACUUCCACCACGGCUGAGAUUCUGAGAAAAGAAGUAUCCCCUGUCAUGGAGCGUCUGGAGCACAAUCAUGCCGGAAAAGUGAGUGCAAUAUUGCUGGAGGUGGAUCAAAAAGAGGCAUUUGAUCUCCUUGAGUCUCAGGAUUCUCUGAACAAGAAGGUGGCUGAAGCUAUGGACUCUCUGUAUGCAGAUGAAUUAGGAUCUUGAUGUUAUAUCUUCCCAAAAUUAAUGAGAUUUUCUUCCAAUGAAAUUAAAAUUUCUGCGACAUGUUUCUAACAAUUUUAUAUCUUCAUUUAGUGAAUUAUCAUCUAUUUAAAG
Molecule: messenger RNA, 1264 nt
Organism: Carica papaya (papaya)
Lineage: Eukaryota; Viridiplantae; Streptophyta; Magnoliopsida; Brassicales; Caricaceae
Product: DEAD-box ATP-dependent RNA helicase 39-like
Molecular function (GO): RNA binding; RNA helicase activity; ATP binding
Source: RefSeq, a predicted model, not a curated record